This is a messenger RNA of Exophiala spinifera, 1419 nucleotides long. RefSeq lists its product as uncharacterized. The record is from RefSeq and is a predicted model, not a curated record. The coding region runs from base 1 to 1419 and encodes 472 amino acids. NCBI's taxonomy places the organism in Eukaryota, Fungi, Ascomycota, Eurotiomycetes, Chaetothyriales, Herpotrichiellaceae. The transcript is spliced from 2 exons.
AUGGCUGCUCCAAAGGCGCACGAGCCAUCGGAGUCAUCUAGGGCGAACAGACCUGCGUCGGCAGGAGAUGGAAAAGACUUGAAGUUUGGACAGCUCUGGAAUAACGCAGGCAAACCUCCGCCUCGACCUCAACCAAGUGAUCAGCCCGGAACGGUUCGGCGCCAAUCGCUGAUACACUUCCACACUGCGGAUGCAGAGGACAUUAUAAGAAGGGAGAGUGUCGCACAAGGCACACCUAGAAUGUCCUCCAAUGUGUCAAGAAGAUUAUCAUCACCUCCUCCUCCCUUAAACUAUCAACGUGGUGUCUCCUUCGACACUUUUGAAAACCGAGAUGCGUCGACGGAAUCCUUUACCCUGAAUUACAAACAUCGGGACUAUGUACACAACCGUCAGAGCCGAACGUUCCUCUGCGGGACCGAUGCAAAGGAUUACUCCGAGUAUGCGUUAGAAUGGAUGCUGGACGAGUUGGUAGACGACGGCGACAUGAUUGUUUGCCUGAGGGUGAUUGAUAAAGACGCACGACCCGGCGAAACGUCAUACGAUCAUGGCAAAUACAGGCUAGAGGCGCAAAAGCUACUGGACAGCGUUGUCAAGAAAAACAGUUCCGAAGAGAAGGCUAUCAGUAUCAUUAUGGAGUUGGCCGUUGGGAAGGUUCAAGAGAUCUUUCAGCGCAUGAUUGAGUUAUACGGCCCACAAGUACUAGUUGUUGGUACUCGAGGAAGAAACCUGGGAGGGAUGCAAGGGUUGCUCCCGGGUUCGGUGUCCAAGUAUUGCCUCCAGCACUCCCCUGUCCCCGUCAUUGUUGUUCGGCCCACUUCGAAGAGGAUGAAGAAGAAGCAAAAAAGGCAACUGGAAACGGGUCGAAGUGUCUACAGCAGUAUGCUUGAGCAUGUCCAGUCGGCUGGAGGUAAUAGUUUGUACUCUCAGACCAACAGCACUUCGAUAUCAACGGAAGCAACUCAAAAAGAGGCCGAUGCCGUUGCGAAGGCCAUCGGUCCACCUAAACGCGGCAUCCUGAAGGGCACAUAUGGUGGGCCUCUCACGCGAGUCACCUCAGCCAAAAGUGACAUAACUUCGGACGAGGACUCUCCCGAGAGAAGUUUUGCGCUGCCCAUAGGAUAUCUGAGCACGGAAAGUGCACCCCGAGCAGACUUGGCCAUGAAAAGCCCGAGCAUUGCUGCGCUUGCAGAAGACUGGGACGAAGAUAAACCGCCCAGAUCACCAAGACAUGGUGCAAAGAAAGAUCACCGAGACAGCGAUGCAGCUAUCUCUGAUGAAGAGGAUAUUCACCUGUUGGUGCCCAGGAUUGUCGAGGAACGACGGCCGUCUGUAAGAGAGACGACGCCGUGGUUGGCGGAUAUCCUGCGAGAUAAACCACAACGAAGGUCACCGAGCCAUGGCCGUUCGCCUUCCCGAUAA